AUGAUGUCACUGUGGAGUAUAACAAGAUGAAGAUGUACUAUGAGAAACUGAUGGGUUGCUCUAGUACAGUACAAUUCACUCCAAGACUGGAUUUGCACAUAAAAACUACCGCUUUUGAGUCGCAGUCUGAGAAUGGAAGGAAGCGUGUGCAGGUGUCAACAAGUGUAACCAUGUUAAAACCUGAGAUUGUCAAAGAUCUUACAACACAUAACCACAACCCUACUUAUAGGCUCCAAUCCCCCAAGGCAGGUCUUUUCCAGUGCAGUUCCACUGGACUGGUGUUUCUGAUGGAAGGGAAGGGAGGUGUGGUUUACAAGGUGACUCAAUGGGACAGCAGCCUCCUGGGCUCCAGGAUACCAGCAGGACCCCUAUUCAGCAUUGACUGUCCUGAGCAGUCUGUCCGCCAACUGCAUCUCCCACACUGUAUGUGUGAUGAGAAGGAUGACAAUUUGUCCGUGGCCCAUGUUACUGAUGGAAACAUGGAGAUUGUUCAGCCACUCAAGACGACUGCUACACACGUGAUUGUAAACAUCACACACCUCUCCCUCUUUGGCCUCGUCAGGGAUGUGUUCUCCUUGCUCCCGGUCCGAAGCCAGGUGCUGCUGUUCCUCCGACCACAAGGGAACAGACACCAGAAGCGCAAACUGAGUGUUAUGUUGUUGCCCAAUAAUGUGCCACUUUGUGAGGUGGAAUAUCAACAGAAGGGGAGUACUUUCAUUCAAACCAGCUCCAACUGCACAUUGACUCCUAGAGGAAAAUAUGGUCUCUGCUGUGAGCUGGUGGCAAAUUCUACCAUACAGCCAAAAAGUGGGCAGUUUGACUAUGACUAUAGCACGAACUUCCACCCCACAUUUGAGGUGUUUUUGGACUGCAUGUCGGGUGCAGAGAACAUCAGACUGAGUCUUUUAGACAGAGGAAGUAACGACCAAAGAGUGUGGGAGUAUCUAGUUCCAACAGGUUUCGAACCACCUCAAGUCAACCCGAUCAACCCGAAUCCAGGUGCUGAGGCUGAACUGAACCAGCUCUCGGGUGAAGCGUUUGUGGAUAAGCAUAUGGCUGCUCUCAUUCAGAGGGUCAUGAUGGUGCUGCCUCUAGCAGAUGACCUGUUUACUGAGAAAAUGAUCCAACAGGAAAUGUACACAACAAUCCGCUGUGCUAAAACCAGUCAGGACCAAAUGAGACUGAUGUUGGAUGCUGUACGAUCAGGAGGAACAAGAGUGAAAUCUGCCUUCUACAAAGCUCUCCUUAACCAUGAUCCUCAUCUUGUCCAGGACCUGGCAGCAGCUUCCCUCUGAUGAAUGUGAUGGCCUGGGUUGGUCCUCGACCUCUGGACAAAGGGCAGCAAGCGGUCCCUCUUCCAGAGCAGGAUGUCACAAUACUACAGUCACUAUGAUCCUAAUCUGCAUUGGAGUGUUGGGAGAUAUGACUGACAGCAGGAAGUCCAUGAUGAUUUAAAGUGAAAGCUUCUUGUGAAAUCUAUAGUCUGUUAAUGUAGUUUGUUAGACUGGAAAUCCAUUGUGUUUGUGCUAACAUUCCACUCCUUGCCACUCCUUGUCAUGUCAAACAGUCUGGCUGUAUGGCAUGACAAGAACCGCCUGAUGUGGAUGUCCUGUAGGCAUGGAAACUUGCCCUCAGUGAUGGACUGUGCAGCCUUCACCACCCUCUGUAGAGCCUUGUGGUGGAGGGCGGUGCAGCUGCCGUUCCAGGCGGGGAUGCAGCCAGUCAGUAUGCAGCUCAAUGGUGCAGUACAUCUGCAGAAGCUGGUGAGGAUCUGAAGGGCCAUGCCAGGUUUUUCAGCCGCCUGAGGAAGAACAUAAAUGCUCCACCGUUCCCACAAUGAGUGGAAUGUUAUCACAAACACAACAGAUUUAUUCAUGCUAGUAGUGUGUCCUAUUGUUUACAAAUAUUUUUAACCAUGUUCAUUUUUAAAUGUCUUGUGUCUUCGUCGUUAGAUUGGGUGGUGCAUUUUCACAUUUUUCUCAUUUACUUGUAUUAAUGUGGUGAUUAUAAAUUACUCUUUUAAUGUUGAAAUGUUGACUUAAUACCAUUCAUUUUCUACAAAUGUGUUGAACUAUAAGGGUGCAGAGUCAUGUUAUUAAUAGUCACAUUGUAUGUUUCUGACUGGCUACUCUGUUCUCUGGUGGUACUGUAGCCUACACAGGCCCAGCCACCACAGAGAUAGAAGGAAAAUACAUAUCCUAGAGGAAAAACUUUAAACUUGUGAUGGUCCAAUUGUUGCUGUUUACCAACGUUUCCAUUCUAUUUCUCUGAAAUGUUGCCUUCCUCUACUUUGGAAUAGCAAGCCUCCGUUGAAACGGUGUAGUCAGAACAAUAUACGCAAUGUUGGGUGUUUUUCCUGAUUUCCUAUUUCAUUGUUCUAAAUGUUCAUAUCUUAUCACAAAGUCCUUUAUUACACAGAUGUUUACUAAGUAUGUCUGCUAUUGAAUGGAUGCAUAUUAGUUGAGCUACUACAGUUAUUCUGAUCUUUUUAUUUUAGUAUACUAAUCAUGUGUUGAUGGUUUAUUUGAAUUAAUUCAAAGGAUUGAUGUGUCUAUUGUUUUAUGGUUGACUUUUUAAACCUUUUGUGUAAUAUUGGUUAAUUGUUUUAUACAUGUUUUUAUGCAGAAACACAAUAUCUGGAUAUGUUUCUUUCCAAAUGACCAUUUAACCAACAUGUGUAAAUGUGAUGUUGUUAUAACCUACCAUAGGUUAUAUUUUUUUAUAUAAUUUUCUAUUUUGUCUAUUUUUGAGUAUUGUCAAAUGAUUCCCUGCCAUGUCCAUUGUGCGGAAAGGGGAUGUUUGAAAAUCAUGUCCUCUUGUGGGUUUAUUUCUCAAUAAAUAAUGACUAUAAAUA
Molecule: messenger RNA, 2854 nt
Organism: Salvelinus sp. IW2-2015
Lineage: Eukaryota; Metazoa; Chordata; Actinopteri; Salmoniformes; Salmonidae
Product: nacht, lrr and pyd domains-containing protein 1b-like
Biological process (GO): innate immune response; regulation of apoptotic process; inflammatory response
Molecular function (GO): GTPase activity
Source: RefSeq, a predicted model, not a curated record